Labeo rohita (rohu) is the source of this 592-nucleotide messenger RNA. Its product is annotated as E3 ubiquitin/ISG15 ligase TRIM25-like. NCBI's taxonomy places the organism in Eukaryota, Metazoa, Chordata, Actinopteri, Cypriniformes, Cyprinidae. The transcript has a single exon. The record is from RefSeq and is a predicted model, not a curated record. Gene Ontology annotation, molecular function: zinc ion binding. The annotation marks the transcript as partial.
UUUACACAGUAAAAUGGCAGAUGCCAGAAUUUCAGUGGAUCAGAAUGAGUUCAUCUGUCCAGUGUGUCUGGAUCUCCUGAAGGAUCCAGUGGCCAUUCCCUGUGGACACAGUUACUGUAAGAGCUGUAUUACAGGCUGCUGGGAUCAGGAGGAUCAGAUGAGAGUCUACAGCUGCCCUCAGUGCAGACAGACCUUCAGACCAAGACCUGCUUUAGCUACAAACACCAUGCUGACUGAAGUGGUGGAGAAACUAAAAACGACCAAACUUCCUGCUGACUGUUACGCUGGAGCUGGAGAUGUGGAGUGUGAUGUUUGUACUGGAAGAAAAUACAAAGCCGUCAAGUCCUGUCUGGAGUGUCUGAACUCUUACUGUCGGAAUCACUUUGAACAACAUGAGAGUUUGUUUGAAGGAAAGAGACACAGUUUGACUGAUGUCACUGGACGACUGCAGGAGAUGAUCUGCCAUGAACACGAGAAACAGCUGGAAAUGUACUGCAUCACUGAUCAACAAUGCAUUUGUGUGCUGUGUUCAAAAUAUGAACAUAAAAACCACAACACUGUAUCAGCUGCAGCACAGAGGACAGAAAAACAG